Condylostylus longicornis is the source of this 2364-nucleotide messenger RNA. Its product is annotated as putative actin-fragmin kinase DDB_G0287957. Lineage: Eukaryota; Metazoa; Arthropoda; Insecta; Diptera; Dolichopodidae. Gene Ontology annotation, molecular function: nucleic acid binding. Gene Ontology annotation, biological process: DNA integration. The transcript is spliced from 7 exons. The record is from RefSeq and is a predicted model, not a curated record. The coding region runs from base 1 to 2364 and encodes 787 amino acids.
AUGUCACUUGCUGCAAUUACAUUAAAAGACUUGAUAGGCGAAGCUCGUUCAGUACCAAUUUUUACUGGACAAGACGCCUACAGUCUAAAAUCCUUCAUCGAAGAAGUCGAAAGUUUAAUUGCCUUAGCAGCGGAUGCCGAUGCAAAAAACUAUCUAUACAGAAUUUUAGUAGACUCAAUGUACCUUAGAACUAAAAAUGUAACAACAUUAGAAGACGCUUAUAGAAGCUUAUUAGAAACCAAUAUAUCCGACAGCAAGGUUCCAAACACCAACUCUCAGUAUAGGAACAAUAAUCAUACAAAUUACAGAAAUAACCAUAACAUAAAUUCUAGACAUAGUAGUAAUAAUACAAAUUCCAGAAAUAACUAUAGAAACGCAAAUAGAACUUUCAACAAUAACAAUUACAAUAACAACAUAAGAAACACUUACACAAAUAGACCAAUGGACAGAAACUACACUACUAACGAAAAGUUUAGGAAUUUUAGGCCCAACCAACAAUUUGGUGGUACAGGUAAUAAUCUACCAGGACCAUCUUAUAACGAAAAUCGGUCAAGUCCAAUUCCAAUGGACGUGGAUUCGGAUCUUUUCUAUAAAGAAGGAGAUCGAUUAACAUGUGUCAAAAGUGUAAAACAUCAAAUAAUUACAACUGCUUCCCAACCGAUUUAUAGUAAAAUAUAUCGGUUUCCGAAAAUACAUGAAGAGGAAGUAAAUAAGCAAGUUCAGGAAAUGUUAGAGCAAAAUAUUAUUCAACCAUCCAGUAGCCCUUAUAAUAGCCCUAUAUGGGUAGUACCCAAAAAAUUGGACUACUCAGGGAAACAAAAGUGGCGCAUUGUCAUCGACUACCGUAAAUUAAAUGAAAUUACGGUUGAUGACAAAUUCCCGAUACCGAAUAUAGAUUCUAUAUUUGAUAAAUUGGGUCGCGCUCAAUAUUUCACCACUCUGGACCUCGCAAAGGGGUUUCACCAGAUAUUGGUGGAUGAAAAAGAUCGUCUAAAGACCGCGUUUUCUACACCGCAAGAGAAGGAACUUCUUGCCAUAGUAUGGGCCACUAAAUAUUUUCGGCCAUACUUAUAUGGUACAAAAUUUUUAAUAAGAACAGACCACCAACCCUUAAAAUGGUUGCAUUCACUAAAAGAACCGAACGCCAAACUACAAAGAUGGCGAAUCAGACUAAACGAAUACGACUUCGAAAUAGACUAUGUAAAAGGAAAAGAAAAUCGUGUUGCUGAUUUUUUAAGUAGAAUGGAUUCUACAAAUAAUGAAAUUAAUCAUAUAGAUGACCCUAACGAAACACCUUCUAAUAAUUCACAUUUAAUGGUCCAACGUCUUAAUGACCGAAAUGCAACUACUAUUAUACAAGCACUUCGCAACAGGUUUGCACUAUUCGGUAGGCCAGAUAAAAUCGUUGUCGACAAUGAGUUCGAUAGUCUUAAUAUCAAAAACUUCUUUAGAACAGAAAAUAUAAACGCUCACUUUACGUCACCCAGAAGCCAUACCGGAAAUUCUACAAUCGAACGAGCUCACGGAACUUUAAGCGAACACCUUCGUAUCUUAGAUACACAAAAAUCACAUUUAACACCCGAACUAGAAAAUACUUUAGCACAAAUUGAAAAUAAUAUUUACAACACUUUUAACCAAGACAAUACCACAUUAAAACAAUUACAAAUUCAAAUCGAAAAAACUCGACAUAACAUUAAAACAUUACUACCACACAGACAAAAACGAGGACUCAUUAAUUUAGGUGGCAAAAUUUUAAAAUGGUUAUUUGGAAACUUAGACGAUGAUGACAAAACUGAAAUUGUAGAAAACAUAAAACUUAUUGAACAGGGAAAUUACAACUCCAUUCAGACCAUAAAUAAACAGAUCAAAAUAAACGACCAAUUUCAGAAAAACCUAAAUAUUCUACAGAAACGAAUUAACGAAAACCAAGAAAUUUUAAAUAUUACACUGAGAGAACAAAACAACACCUUUAGCAAAAGCAUAAAAAGUUUACAGUUUCUUUCUAGUUACACAAAUAUUAACUUACUAAAUUCAGAAAUAGACAAAGUCCAACAAAACAUUCUUUUCGCUAAACAUGGUAUCAUGACUCACUCCAUUUUAUCCAAUGAAGAAAUUGAUGAAUUUGAAAUCGAUGUUUUUAAAUAUAAAGAAAUAAAAAGUUCACUUAUUAGUCUAGAUAAUAAUAUUAUUUUUGCCAUUUUGAUUCCUAACGUUGCAAAGGAACUUGCAGUUGGAUAUAAAAUUAUUCCAAUGUUCGUAAAAGUGUUAUAUUCAGGAAGCAGAUAUGCUGGUGAAGCUGGGGGACAAUUCCUAUUUUGUUGGACUGGAGCCCUUUUUCGGGAUUGGAUCUGGCAAGAUCUGUGA